AUGGAGAAAAUCACAGAAAAGAUCGCGGCUUUGCCCCCAGAUACCAAUUACUUCUCCCUCGAAUUCUUUCCACCAAAGACCUCAAUGGGUUCUUCGAAUCUACGUGCUCGUCUUGAUAGAAUGUCUCGAGCAUUGAGGCCUUUAUUUGUCACCGUUACAUGGGGAGCGGGUGGAUCUACUGCGACCAAGUCUUUAGAACUCGCAGAGUUAUGUCAAAGGGAUUUGGGCCUCACGACGUGUCUACAUUUGACUUGCACAAACAUGAGUCGAGCAUUAGUGGAUCAAGCAUUAGAAGAUGCAAAGGCAUUGGGAAUCAGAAAUAUAUUGGCUUUGAGAGGCGAUCCCCCUAGGAGUGAGGAAUAUCGUGCCAUUGACGAGAAGAAUGGCGAUACGCCCGCUAUGGAUUGGGAGUUUGAGUGGGCAAUUGAUUUGGUACGAUAUAUUAGAAAACAAUACGGCGAUUACUUUUGUGUUGGAGUUGCGGCAUACCCAGAAGGACAUGCGGAUGAAGGACAUCCAGAGGGUCAGAGCCUUGAACAUGAUCUGCCAUAUUUGGUGGAGAAGGUUCAAGCGGGCGCGGAUUUCAUCAUGACUCAAUUAUUCUUCGAUGUCGACGCAUACGAUGGAUUUGAACAAAAGCUACGAGAUCAUCCAAGUGGCGCAUUUAAGGAUAUUCCUAUCAUACCUGGUAUGAUGCCAAUUCAAAGCUAUCAAAUGAUCAAGCGAACUACGAAACUUAGCCACGCGAAACUACCCUCAACUAUUAUAACAAGAUUGGAUGCGGUUCGAGGAGAUGAUGAGAUGGUUAAGAAGGUCGGAGUUGAUAUUUUGAGCGAAAUGGUCGAACAUUUGAAGAGCACAAAAUCUAAGUACUCGGGUCCUAGAGGUUUCCAUUUCUACACCCUCAAUUUGGAGAAGGCAGUGUCUUUCAUUUUGGAACGAACAGAGCUUAUUCCAGACGCCAAAACAGUCGCUGCUUUGGAGCCAGAAUAUGUUCCUACUAUUCCCGACAUUGCAGAUAUAAUGUCUAUCCAUAGUGGUUCCCACAAACGUAGCUCCAGACGUCGAUCAUCUGUUGGUUCUGAUCCUUAUAAUCGCAUUAUAAUCACUGCACCUCAAACCUCUAAUCCUAGCUUUGAAGCCACAGCACAAGAAGCCGGUAUUCCAGCUGAAGCUGUCAACUCGCGAGCCAAUACUCUUGCAAUUAGUGAAGGAGAAGGUAGUCUCGGUCGAGAGGCUACAUGGGAUGACUUUCCUAACGGCCGUUGGGGUGAUGCUCGUUCGCCUGCCUAUGGAGAGAUUGAUGGAUACGGUGUUUCACUUCACAUGUCUAUUAAUCAAGCUAUCAAACUUUGGGGUCAUCCAAGUUCCAGAGCUGACAUCACAGACAUCUUCAUUCGUCAUCUAGAAGGUCAACUCACCGCCAUUCCUUGGAGUGAGGAAGGCCUCAAUGAAGAAACUAAUUCUAUCAAAAAGCAACUCCUCAGUCUCAAUAAGAAGGGUUGGUGGACAGUAGCCUCCCAACCUGCAGUCAACGGACUCAAAUCCUCAGACUCAAUUUUUGGAUGGGGACCUAAGAAUGGAUUCGUAUUCCAAAAGGCAUUCGUAGAACUCUUCCUUCCAACAGCUGAUUGGAAAACCUUACAUGCUAAACUCACAUCUCCUGAACUCCGAGACACAGUCUCUUUCUACGCCUCAAAUUCUAAAGGAGAUUUCAUAUCCAGUGAUGAAGCAGUCGGAAGUACAAAUGCAGUUACAUGGGGUGCAUUCCCUGGGAAAGAAAUCAUUACGCCAACGAUUAUUGAGGAGGUUAGUUUUAAGGCAUGGGCGGAAGAAGCGUUUGGCAUUUGGGGAGAGUGGGCAAGAGUUUAUGGAAAGGAUAGUGAGACAAGGAAGAUUAUUGAUGGGAUUAAGGAGGACGUUUGGUUGGUUAAUGUUAUUCAUCAUGCUUACGUGGAGGGAGAGGGAUUGUGGGAUGUUCUUUUGAAUUAG
Molecule: messenger RNA, 1992 nt
Organism: Botrytis byssoidea
Lineage: Eukaryota; Fungi; Ascomycota; Leotiomycetes; Helotiales; Sclerotiniaceae
Exons: 1
Coding region: 1-1992 (663 amino acids)
Biological process (GO): tetrahydrofolate interconversion
Cellular component (GO): cytosol
Molecular function (GO): methylenetetrahydrofolate reductase [NAD(P)H] activity; FAD binding
Source: RefSeq, a predicted model, not a curated record